This is a messenger RNA of Hypanus sabinus (Atlantic stingray), 2773 nucleotides long. RefSeq names its product phospholipase B domain containing 2 (gene plbd2). The coding region runs from base 1 to 1752 and encodes 583 amino acids. Gene Ontology annotation, molecular function: glycerophospholipase activity. NCBI's taxonomy places the organism in Eukaryota, Metazoa, Chordata, Chondrichthyes, Myliobatiformes, Dasyatidae. Gene Ontology annotation, cellular component: extracellular region. Gene Ontology annotation, biological process: phospholipid catabolic process. The transcript is spliced from 12 exons. The record is from RefSeq and is a predicted model, not a curated record.
AUGCGAGCUGGGGACAACAUGGCGCUGGUCAGCUGCUGUGAGGGACUUUGGUCCUCCAUCCAGUGCCGGUCUUUCUGCGGAAUGGCUGCUUGUUAUCGUGUCCUGUCGUUGUUGCUGCUGGUCCUGGUGCCUCUGGCGGCUCCUGAGACGCUGCACCGCUCUGUCGUGCUCGAUCAACGUAGUGGGAGGCUGAGAGUGGUUCGGGGGCUGCGGCGAGAUGGGAUCGCGUGGGCCAAAUUCACAGACAACAUCAAAACCACAGGCUGGUCCUACCUUGAACUUGGUACUAAUGGAACGUAUGAUGAUAAAGUUCAGGCUUAUGCUGCAGGAGUGGUGGAAGCUGAUGUCACACGUCCAUAUAUUUAUAAGCAUUGGAUGAAUACAUUAUAUAACUACUGUGGAUCCUUCAAAUAUCAGACGACCUACUGUGACAAGCUUAAAAAUUACAUUGAGACUAAUCUGAAAUGGAUAGGAGAGAACUUGGCAGAAAUUUCACUGGCGGAUAAAGAAAAUAAAGCAUAUUGGCAUCAGGUGCAUUUGGCGUUACUGCAGCUGCAAGGACUGGAGGAUGGAUAUAAUGAGGAUAUUCUGUUUCCUACCAGAAAAUUGAACAUUCAGCCUUUUGGACUAAUUCUCUUUCAGAUGUUUGGUGACUUGGAAGAUCUAGAAAGUGUAUUUAAUAAAUCAGACAGUUCAAAGAGGUUUGGUUCUGGAUCCUGCUCUGCAUUCAUCAAGCUACUGCCAGGCAAUAAGGAGCUGUUUACUUCUCAUGACACCUGGAACAACUAUCAGACAAUGCUGAGAAUUAUCAAAAAGUACAAGCUGUCCUUCAAGUCCUUCCCAGGAGGUGAUUUAAUACCAGGAGAAGUGCAAGCUUUUUCAUCGUAUCCAGGGAUUAUCUUUUCUGGUGAUGAUUUUUACAUCCUGAGUAGUGGAUUGGUUACUCUGGAAACCACAAUCGGCAAUAAUAAUGCACAGUUAUGGAGUUUUGUCAAGCCAGUUGGUUCUGUGAUGGAAUGGUUGAGAAACAUCGUAGCUAAUCGACUUGCAAGAAGUGGUGCAGAAUGGGCUGCAAUUUUUAGGAAAUUCAACAGUGGCACAUACAAUAAUCAAUGGAUGAUCGUGGAUUAUAAUUUCUUUACACCAGGCCAACUGAAUAUCAGCAAGAACUUGUUGACGAUUCUGGAGCAAAUACCGGGCCAAAUAGUUGUUGCCGAUAAAACGGACGAGCUGAUGCAGAGAGGUUACUGGGCCAGCUACAACAUACCGUAUUUCAAAGAGAUCUUUAAUGCUAAUGGUCAACUAGACCUGUUUAAGAAAUAUGGAGACUGGUUCAGUUAUGACAAGAGUCCUCGAGCUCUGAUAUUCCGUCGAAAUCAGACCAUGGUUACAGAUAUGGCUUCAAUCAUUAAAUUAAUGAGGUAUAAUGACUUCAUGCAUGAUCCUCUGUCGGUGUGUCAGCAGUGUGUUCCGAAGCCCAAUGGGGAGAAUGCAAUUUCAGCCCGGUCUGAUCUUAAUCCAGCCAAUGGAAGUUACCCAUUUUCUGCAUUAGCUUUGCGAUCACAUGGAGGCACAGAUAUGAAGGUUACCUCAUUUGAAUUGCACAAGGCCUAUCAAAUGAUUGCAGUGAGCGGCCCAACGUGGGACCAGGUCCCGGCGUUUCAGUGGAGCAAAUCUCCAUUCAGAAACCUUGUGCACUUGGGACAUCCCGAUCUUUGGAAAUUCCUGCCAGUAAGGGUGGAAUGGAAAUGAACGCUUGGCAUGUGUACACAAUUAAAUAUAGUACUUUAAAAUCAGAUCAUGCCAGUUAUCUUGAUAUUCUUCUUCAUUUAAAAUAUCACUGUGACGACUUGUGUGAAUCUAAUUUAUGAAAUGAGAGUGAUUUUUAAAUCACAAUGCUGGUGUAGAUUUCACAAUGAUUACCAGAACUUAUCGAAGUUUUAUUUGUGAAUGAAAUCUUAAUUUCAUGCACCUAGUACACUAAAUCACAAGCUCAUACAGUAAAACUUGCAGGAAUUUCUGAGCUAAUAUGUUUACAGCACAUUAUCUGUGAAAGACUAUAUUUCUGUGCUUGGCCAGGCUGGAUUUACAGGAAGAAGCACUGUCAACGUUCCGGGCCGUGACCCUUCGUCAGGGCUAACGUUAGUCCUGACAAAGGGUCUCGGCCUGAAAUGUCGACUGUACUUCUUCAUAUAGAUGUACCAGUAAUUUGUGUUUGUUGCUCAAAUUUCUAGCACCUGCAGAUUUCCUCGUGUUUGCAUUUUUAUACUUGGCUAGUCAGCAAAGGAAAAUUUCACUUCCUAUAAAGCCACAUUUUUUCCACUUCGUGUGACCUGAUACAGCUUUGCAUCUCUAUGUAUGACAAAUGAUCCCUAAUCUCCCUGACCUCAAGCUGAGCAGCUGAAGCCUGCUUUCCCUUCGUGGCCAACAGCAGAAUCAAAUAAUGGUCAAAGUUAGAAUUGUUACACAGCGGGUGAGCCUGGACACAUCUUCCUGUGACUCGUGUUCCCAAAUGACUGAUUGCCAAUGUUUAGUAACUUUAAAGCCAAUUUAACUGUCAGACUCAAGCAGUGGUUGCUGGCAACCAGACUGGUAUUAGUAUUUGCAAAUAAGAUUUCGAUUUCACAUUUCUUAAAUUUUACAUGUAUAGCUUUUAUAGAAUAUUAUACACAGGAUAUAUUAAACACAAAUAUGGUGUUUCAUGUUUGAGUACAGAGGAUGAUGUCUGUACUGGAUUCUGAUAUUUGAAUAAAAAUGGUGAUAAAUAAUUCUG